AUGUCUACAGCACAGAGUUGUAAUUUUUCAUACAAAAUUCCCUAUUUUGAAACACCAAGUGAAGGAUCAACACACUUUAAUGUUGGUCUCUGCAUUGGAAAACAAUUUAAAGAUCAAAUCAAUGAAUAUUUGACACGAUCCGAUCUUCCCUUCCAAUCAAUUUAUUUACCCUAUGUAUUAUCAAAGAAAGAUGAUCAAGAUGAGUCAAGAAGAAUUGAAAAAGAGGCACAAUCAACAUCUUCCGAAGGUGAUCAUUAUGCACUGUUGAGACCUUGGAUUCAACUUGUUGAUGAGCACUUUCCGAAAUAUGUUCAGGAAAUUCGUGGAUUAGCUGCAGGUUCAGAGCAACCAUUCGAGUGGCUCUUCAUGUUGAACAUGUUGAAUGAAUUGAGGGGUAAAAUAUUGCACGAUGAAAGAUUGAAGGAUAAAAAGACGACAAAAGUUGGAGGAUGCUCUGAAGUGUUUGUCUGUUGUAAAACCAGUGAAAUGGAAAGGGCAUUGAUGGCUCACAAUGAAGAUGCUGAUAAGAGUAUGGGCGAAUAUUCAUAUAUUGUGAAGAGUAAUUAUUUGGAGGAGAAUGGAUCUGUUGUUAGGAGUAUGGUUGCCUAUCAUUAUCCUGGAACAAUUGGAGGAAAUACUUUUGGAUGGAAUGAAUAUUUGGUUUUUGGAACGAAUGGAAAAUCACCAAAGAAAACCCUCACAGAAUCUUGUGGAAUACCAAGAUGUUUCAUUAAUAGAUAUGUGUACGAAUCAAAGAGUAUUGAGGAGGUUCACACAAGGUUGGAAGAAUAUGCCCUUCUUAGUUCAUCAGGAUUUUCCACCAAUGUUUCAACUCGAUUUAUUGUUAAGGAUGACGUGAAUGAUUUUUAUCAAAUGGCUAAUAUUGAGUUGGCUCCUUCUCUUGAUGGUAAAGAAAAGCAAGUUUCUAAAUAUUCUAUUCCAAUUAAGAGAAAUAAUUCAGAUCAACCUCACUAUGUACAUAGGAGGAAGUCCCAAGCUCCAGGCACAGAUAUGCAAGAGCAAUGUGUCAUUCCAAUAUAA
This is a messenger RNA of Naegleria gruberi, 1041 nucleotides long. RefSeq lists its product as uncharacterized. The transcript has 2 exons. The record is from RefSeq and is a predicted model, not a curated record. Lineage: Eukaryota; Heterolobosea; Eutetramitea; Acrasida; Naegleriidae. The coding region runs from base 1 to 1041 and encodes 346 amino acids.